GGCUUCCAAAACCCCCAAAUAAAAAUGAUUGUUUUUCGUCGACUGGGGAUGAUUUGUCAGCCCCAGCACAAAGUAGCUUUUGGCCUUGGUGAACAGGGAUAUUUUUCAUGUUGCAGGCAACAAAGCAUGGAUGGAGCAACGCAAGGCGCGAAUGGUAUCACAAGGUAAAUGUUGGUGUUGGGGGGACAUUGGAUUCUGCCUAGAUUCUGCAUUCCUGUUGCGAAUAGUCCGCCGUACAAACGGGUGGACAAGCACUCUUAAAAUGGAGCUACGCAACUUACCAUGAGAACUGACUGAGAGAUCCUUCAGAACCUUUGACCGUCAACAAAGAAGCAGCAGACCUUAUACACCAUUCAUCUCACUCGUCCACACAUAAUGAAAAUCAACAACGUUCGUCCGCGGCAUGUGGUUUUCCAUCAGGAGCUGCACUGCAAUGACUCCGCCGCGGUCUUCUUUGUAUCAGUUCGGGGAUUUGAAUGCGUUAUGAAAGUGCACCAUGACCCCGGACAUGGGCGUAUUCAUGAACGUGAAGCCACUGCCUACCAAUGACUCCAGGUGCAUGGCGUGGCUGAAAAGGGCUAUGUGCCUCAAUUCUAUGGAAGCAUGGAAAAGCUUGAACCUGAAUUUUGACAGUCAAAUCUAAAUAUGUUUAUAAAUGACACAGAGCUCCCAAGUGCGAUAUUUAUUGAAUAUAUUCCCAACAUGCGUCAAUUGCAUCUUGACACCUUUUCCAAAGAUUGUAUGACUAAAUUUGUCCAGGUCAUCAAAGCUAUUACUGCUGCACUGGUCAUGCAUAAUGAUCUGAAAGCUAGAAAUUUCAUGAUCACUCCUGGAGAAAGGGUGGUACUGCUGGAUUUCAAUCGGGCCAGGACAUACAAUAACAACAUCAUAACGGCUGAGCAGCAAGAAUGACUCCAGGAGAAUGUGCAGAUUGUGCAGGACCUUGGGCGUCUACUUGAAAUGGAUGUUGCUGAAGGCCGCUUGAAUCAUUCCUACCUCUACUUUUGCACCUAAAUCCGAGACGGGUUGCUUCUGCACGAAUGGAGGACACACUCACACAGCAGGAGGAUGUUUUUUUUUUCAGUCCGCCGCCAAGGACGACCAAUUCUCAUUUUUUCUACACAGUCCUCAAACAGUCAGAUAAGGGGAAAGCCCAGCCACAUCAAAUGUUAUUAGAAGCUAGAUUUCAGUAAGGCACUAUCCCAAAGGAAGUCAUAUUCAUUCUGGCCUAGAAGCUCUAUUGAUAUGGCCUAUCACAUUCCAGUCCUCCCACAGCUAUGGCUCUGUCCUUUUGCUUUUCUUUGAAUCAGUACCUAGAAACCCGCCUGAUUUGCAAUAGGGGGGUUUCCAUUCAUAGAGUGGCCGGGAUUUUCCAUCAGUUUCUGAAAGCCACUUAAUAAAGGGAUUUGCAUCUUUGUGAGUUGUUUCCAUUCACAGAGUGGCCGGGGUUUUCCACCAGUGGAUUUGAUCGGCGUGUCUAAGGACGUGGGAGGUAUGCUCACCGGGGGGGUCACUCGCCAGACGGUGGCGAUGAGGUCGAGGACGGUUUUCUAGAUGUUCACAUCAGUUGCAUUUUGGAUUACGAGCCGCGCCAACGCUUGACAGUAGUUAUAGAUGAAGUAAGCUUGUAAGAGGCGUCUAAAUAAACCAACAAAAUCAGAAGCAAGGAUUUCAUUCCCACCCUCUAUUGUUAUUCCAUUCUCAGAUGUAUAUCAUUGUUAAAAGUUUAGUCUAUAAUAGUUGCUCUCUUGUACUGCGUAAUGUGCAGGUAGAAUUAUGUCAUGUGCACGCCCGG
Blastomyces dermatitidis ER-3 is the source of this 1795-nucleotide messenger RNA. RefSeq lists its product as uncharacterized. The record is from RefSeq and is a predicted model, not a curated record. NCBI's taxonomy places the organism in Eukaryota, Fungi, Ascomycota, Eurotiomycetes, Onygenales, Ajellomycetaceae. Gene Ontology annotation, biological process: protein phosphorylation. The transcript is spliced from 3 exons. The coding region runs from base 646 to 912 and encodes 88 amino acids. Gene Ontology annotation, molecular function: ATP binding; protein kinase activity.